CGUUCCUACAGUGAAAACCGCGGGCUUAGCGCCAUCUUCUGGCAAAUAUAAUCCUUUAGUUUUAGGGUUUCAUCUUUUUUUUUCGACAUUAUAACCAACUUUCAUGGUCAUAGAAAAAAUACGUAGCAACAAUGGCGAAAAGGAUACUUUGUCCUCCGAUACGAGCUGACGUCAAUUUAAAGUUUCGCCAAGCACCGGUUGACCUGCUCACCGACUUUCUUAUCAACCUCAACAAAAUAAACAAGGAUAACCUUCAAGGUUUGUCAAAAUGUAGCGGAGACUUCAAACACAAAAGACUCGUUGAGUACGUCUUCCUGAUAACUAAAGAGCUGAGACUCGACCCGCUGGCUGGAUACCAUGCCAUUGAAUUACUGCAAAGGUUCAUGGUCAGUCAUCUUACAGAUCUGCUCGCCACACCCACACCUCCGGGUGCAGCUACUGAUCUGCCGGGAAGUUAUGAGGAGGCUAUUUUUGACAAACUCAAGGAUAAAUUCCACCUCAUCAUCUUCUCCUGUGUCCAGGUGGCGAGCAAACUCUCUUUGCACAGUCAAAUUAUUGACAACAACACUGCUGUAAACUUCCUGCAUUCAGUCGGAUACAGUGUUUCCAAACAGAAACUCCUGGAGUCAGAGCUGAUGGUCUUAAAGGGGCUUGAAUUCAGGUUAAAUAUCCCAAACCCACUCACAUAUGUGGAAAUACUUCUAGAAGUGCUUGGACACAAUGAGCCGUCCAUCCCCGUGGAGCGCCUCCACCACCUUUGCCACCACAUUCUCCAGUUCGUCAGCCUGCAGAGGGCGGCCAUCUACGACACCUUGUUAAGAACUACCACUCAGUGCAUCAGACCAUCCAAGGAACAGAGAGAGAAGUUUCAGACAGUGACUGAAGACUGCAUGCUUCUUGGAGUCGGCGUCAUCACCGUGGCCACAUUCAUCCUGAAUGUUAGAAACUGGGAACAGGUCAUUGGAGAACUGAGCCACAUCACAGGAAUCUCGAUGAGGAGCAUCUCUGAUUUCGCUCGUGUGACACUGGGGCACAUUGUUGGCACCAGUUCCCCUGCAAAAUAAUCUGUGACACCUUUAUUAUUUAUUUGCAUCACUU
This is a messenger RNA of Mugil cephalus (flathead mullet), 1098 nucleotides long. It is a transcript of the gene cntd1, whose product is annotated as cyclin N-terminal domain containing 1. Gene Ontology annotation, cellular component: site of double-strand break. NCBI's taxonomy places the organism in Eukaryota, Metazoa, Chordata, Actinopteri, Mugiliformes, Mugilidae. The coding region runs from base 132 to 1064 and encodes 310 amino acids. The transcript is spliced from 7 exons. Gene Ontology annotation, biological process: reciprocal meiotic recombination. The record is from RefSeq and is a predicted model, not a curated record.